AUGGGAUUGUCUCUCCUAUUGCACACCGUUCUCGGAGCAGAUCUCGUGUGCGUUCCGGGCUUGGCGGAACGCGGAGUUCAAAGCGCUGAUUACGUUACUCGGGGCACGUUUGACUCAAUUGGCAAUGUGCGGGUGUAUAUCUCCGCUCCCCACGAUGCUGCUUUGAAAAAAGGCACCAUGAUCUACUUGCCCGAUGGAUUCGGACACGCGAAGCACAAUUUCAGACUGGCAGAUCGGUUUGCUGAAGUUGGCUGGCAUGUCAUAAUCCCGGACUACUACGAGGGAGAUGCCAUCCCGGAGCAACUGCUGAAACGGAAUUUCGCCGUAGCUCUCGAAGAUGAGCCGUGGACUCAAGCCGAGAAAGAUCUGGUUGCCAGCAUUGACUUUGAGACCUGGGUCAAACGGCACUCCGUGGAUCGAACGGAGAAGCUGGUGCACACUGUGGUGUCCUCGCUGGAGAGAGGAAAGGAAAAGGUGGCUGCCGUGGGAUACUGCUUUGGUGGCAAGUACGCCAUCCGCCUGGCUGGAACAUCUUUUGUAGAUGUUGUCGCAUCCUUCCAUCCGAGCUUCUUGGAAGCAGACGACGUAAAGGAGGGCAUCACGUCCCUUUACGUUGGACUUGCGGCAAAUGAUGAUAUGGUGCCUCCGACGCAGAAGCAGGACUUGACCUCUUGGCUGACUCAGGCUGGAGCAUUGUACGGUAUGGAGACCUACGACGGUGUUGGUCAUGGGUUUGCAUCAAGACCAGAUCCGGUUAGCCCGGAGGGCGCGCUGCAAUAUCAGAAGGCCUUUGAAGAUACCCUCAAGCAUCUGGAAGCAUCGAAGAGCGCCUUGUAA
Penicillium paradoxum is the source of this 837-nucleotide messenger RNA. RefSeq names its product dienelactone hydrolase family protein. The transcript is spliced from 4 exons. NCBI's taxonomy places the organism in Eukaryota, Fungi, Ascomycota, Eurotiomycetes, Eurotiales, Aspergillaceae. The record is from RefSeq and is a predicted model, not a curated record. The coding region runs from base 1 to 837 and encodes 278 amino acids. Gene Ontology annotation, molecular function: hydrolase activity.